AAAGAGGUGGGAAGUGUAAUAGCGCAAUCGGAGCAGCAGUAGAGAGACACACAGCGCGAAGAUGGCGACCCGGACUAUGCAAGCGGCGCGAUGCCCUACUGACGAGCUGUCAUUAACAAACUGCGCAGUGGUGAAUGAGAAGGACCUGCAGUCUGGACAGCAUGUGAGUGUUAAAACCACUCCAAACCACAAGUUUGUGUUCACAGUCAAGGGUCAUCACACGGUAACACCUGGAGCUAUAGCAUUCAGCUUACCACAGAGGAAAUGGGCCGGACUCUCUAUUGGACAGGAAGUGGAAGUAUCAAACUAUAACUUUGACAAAUCAAAGCAGUGCAUCGGUGCAAUGAUGAUCGAGAUCGACUUCCUGCAAAAGAAAAGCACCGACUCAUCUCCAUAUGAUUCGGACAAAAUGGCGAGUGAAUUCAUUCAGCAGUUCAAUAACCAGGCCUUCACCGUGGGACAGCAGUUGGUGUUUAGUUUCUGUGAUAAACUCUUUGGCCUGAUGGUGAAGGACAUUGAAGCAAUGGAUGCAAGCAUACUGAAAGGAGAGACAGCAACUGGAAAGAAACAAAAGAUUGAGAUUGGUCUGUUGGUGGGAAACAGUCAGGUGAUCUUUGAGAAAGCAGAGAAUUCCUCCCUUACACUCGUUGGAAAAGCCAAAACCAAAGAGGCACGUCAGACGAUUAUUAAUCCAGACUGGAACUUUGAGCGCAUGGGUAUCGGUGGCCUGGAUAAAGAGUUCUCAGAUAUCUUCAGGAGAGCAUUUGCCUCGCGAGUCUUUCCUCCUGACAUAGUGGAACAGAUGGGAUGUAAGCAUGUUAAAGGCAUCCUCCUCUUUGGUCCUCCCGGCUGUGGUAAGACUCUGAUGGCAAGGCAGAUCGGUAAGAUGUUGAACGCCCGCGAGCCGAAAGUCGUGAACGGACCAGAGAUUCUCAAUAAGUAUGUCGGAGAGUCCGAGGCCAACAUCAGGAAACUGUUUGCUGAUGCUGAGGAGGAGCAGAAGAGGUUGGGUGCGAACAGCGGGCUGCAUAUUAUCAUCUUCGAUGAGUUGGAUGCCAUCUGUAAGCAGCGUGGUACAGGAGCAAGUAGCACAGGAGUCCAUGACACUGUGGUCAAUCAGCUGCUAUCUAAAAUUGACGGUGUGGAGCAACUCAACAAUAUCCUCGUUAUAGGAAUGACUAACAGACCUGAUCUAAUAGACGAUGCUCUGAUGAGACCUGGAAGAUUUGAGGUGAAAAUGGAGAUCGGUCUGCCCGAUGAAAAGGGUCGUGUCCAGAUCCUGAGCAUUCACACGUCUAAAAUGCGUGAGUUUAACCUGCUAGCGACUGAUGUGGAUUUGAAGGAACUGGCAGCUGAAACGAAGAACUACAGCGGUGCUGAACUGGAGGGAUUAGUGAGAGCUGCUCAGUCAACCGCCAUGAACCGACACAUCAAGGCCACAGCCACAGUGGAAGUAGACCUGGAGAAAGCUGAGAAGCUGCAGGUGUGCAGAGCCGAUUUUAUGGGCUCGCUCAACAACGACAUCAAACCUGCGUUUGGUACGAACCAGGAGGAUUACGCAAGCUAUAUCAUGAACGGCAUUAUUAAAUGGGGCGAUCCUGUGAGUCACAUACUGGAUGACGGAGAGCUACUUGUUCAACAAACCAAGAACAGCGACAGAACUCCGCUGGUGGCCGUGCUGCUCGAAGGUCCUCCUCACAGUGGGAAAACUGCGUUAGCUGCGAAAAUCGCGGAAGAUUCGCAGUUUCCCUUCAUUAAGAUCUGCAGCCCCGAUAAGAUGAUCGGCCACUCCGAGAUUUCAAAAUGCCAAGCCAUCAAAAAGAUUUUUGAUGAUGCUUAUAAAUCCCAGCUCAGCUGUGUUGUGGUGGACGAUAUUGAACGCCUACUCGAUUACGUUCCCAUUGGCCCAAGAUUCUCUAACCUGGUCCUCCAAGCAUUACUGGUUUUACUAAAGAAACCACCGCCUCAUGGCCGUAAGCUGCUAAUCAUCGGCACCACGAGUCGUAAAGACGUCCUGCAGGAGAUGGAGAUGCUCGACGCCUUCAGCACUACCAUACAUAUCCCUAACAUCAGCACCGGAGAUCACCUGGUGGAGGCGCUAGAGUUGCUGGGCAGCUUCACGGAUGCAGAGCGAGCGACUAUCGCCCAGAAGGUGAAGGGAAAGCGAGUGUGGAUUGGAAUUAAGAAACUCCUCAUGCUCAUCGAGAUGUCACUGCAGAUGGACCAGGAGUACCGCGUCAGCAAAUUCCUCACCCUGCUUCGGGAUGAAGGGGCGCUGGAUGAGAGCAAUCACAUCCGAAUUUAACAUCUCCCUGCCUUCUGAGAUCGCGGCUUCUAAAAGGAUCGAGCGGAGCCCCGACUCGCACCUCGUCUUUCUGCGCCCUUCGUCGUAACUCCUUCACACACACGCGCCACGGCGUCUCGUGCUUUGUGAGCUACUGUUCUAGAUAUUUAAAGAAAAAAAAAGAUAUAAAAAAGAUAUAAAGAUGUACAAACUCAUCACUAUUGUGUAUUUGUGUGUGUGUGUGUGAAUGUGUCAUAUAUAUAUAUUUAGAGCUUCUAUAUCAUGAACCUAUUAUGUGAAGUGCGUAGUUGUGUUGUAGCACACACUGACAAGGUACUGUUACAUUUAUGACUUUGAGUGUACACAGGGCUGUGUGUGUGUGUGUGUGUGUGUUAGAGCUUUAAUCAAGACUGAAAUGUUGACCUUUUAUCAGACCUGACCUGGCCCCCAACACUAGAUUCUGAUCUAAUCUGAUCUAAUCUGAUCUAAUCUGCAUAAAGAGUCUUGGAAAAAAAAUGUUUUAAAUCAAAACCUGAGGUUAAAGGAGCAGAACUUAGCACUGACUCUUUUUUCAUCUUUGUUAUCAUCAAACACAAAAUGUUUCAUGUUUAACGUAGAUCUAAACACUUUUUACAAGUUACAAGAAUCACAGAUUUAGCUUGUGCUUUUAUUGUCUAGCAUCAUAGAUUCGAAUCAUGAGGCGUUCGCUAGCCGGCUGCUCUUCUGUGCAAACUUUAGCUAGCGAUGUUAAUGCAUUAGAUCCGGUUCACUCUCAGCUCUCGAAACUGUAAUUGAUGGGCUUAAGGUUUCUAGAUAGACUAGACUGAUGACUCUGAGCUUUUAAACAACGUGGUCAAACCCCCAACAGCACACAUGUCCGAUGUGUUACAGAUCACCGUGUGUCAGAGUUCACAGGGCUUUUCAUUUACAUUUACAUUUACAAAUCCAUUAAACUCAAAUGUGCUCUCUGAGCUUUAUUAUGAAGCAAAUGUCAGGGAAAAAGGGACAAAAUGCAGGUCAAACGAAUGGUUUGAACAGCCAACAAGCUCUAGUGUGUGUCUGUGUGCGUGUGUGCGUGUGUGUGUGUGUGUGUGUGUGCAGUACAACAGGAAUUUUGACAAGUAUAAAAAUGAACAUUCUGAUCCAUAAUAUAUCUCUCCUUGUAUUGCUCUAUGUCCCUCACUCUUGAAAUCCUAAAUAUGUGUGUGUGUGUGAGUGGGAUUGUACCUUGUUUGUUGUGCAUCAAUAUUGUUUAGUAAUGAUCAAUGACGAGUUCUUUCUUUGGCUUGUGUACUGCUCAGUGAUUAGUGCUUGAAGUUCACAGAUGUAAUGUCAUGAAUAUUAAUGAACUUUGUGAAUAUUAAUGCUGUAUUCCUGCAAUAAACACGCACAGACACAAAC
Molecule: messenger RNA, 3685 nt
Organism: Hemibagrus wyckioides
Lineage: Eukaryota; Metazoa; Chordata; Actinopteri; Siluriformes; Bagridae
Gene: nsfa
Product: N-ethylmaleimide-sensitive factor a
Exons: 22
Coding region: 62-2305 (747 amino acids)
Biological process (GO): intra-Golgi vesicle-mediated transport; SNARE complex disassembly; Golgi to plasma membrane protein transport
Cellular component (GO): Golgi stack
Molecular function (GO): ATP hydrolysis activity; ATP binding
Source: RefSeq, a predicted model, not a curated record